CGAAGCAAUUACAAGGCUUGCAGGCCUGCAAGGUGUAGGUCAACACCUGUAUUUCCCUUUAGUUUUAUAAACUUCUGCUACCUUUCUUUUGAAGCUCUUUUAGUAAAUGCAGACACAUUUGUCAUUGACUCCAGUCUGUUCCCCAGCUCAUGCAGACACUUGAAGCCCAGCUGAUUUCUCUUCAUCUCUUCAAAGUUACUGCCCCAUGGCAGACCAACAACAAUUGCCGCACAGAACUCACUGUCAGAAAAUGCAAGAACCUCCAAAGAACAUUGAAGAAUUUUUAAAGCUUCAAAACUUGGAUCAUUGGCCAAAGGAAAUCCAUUUAUGGGAAAGUGAUGAAUUGUUACACACUAUGAAGAAAAUAAAACAAGAUAGUUCAUUUACUUCCAUUUAUACACAUUUGUGGGGAAAUGUCCUGCGAGUAGAUGAUGCAGCUAUGGCCAUGGAAUCAAGACUAGCAGAAUGUUCAAUUCUUUUGAGAAACCAUGCUUCUGAAAUAUUUGAGUGGAACAGAAUAAUUUCCAGGACAAUUUCUCAUGGAAAACUGAAACAAUACAAGGCAUUUCUAAAGAAGUACCAUAAGGAAAAGAAGAUAAUGCUUUCAGAUGAAAUGGAGACAAAGAAGGAUAUAGAGGGUUGUAACUUCCCAGGAUUCAGAACAAAUGAGCUUACUCAGCUACCUAGACAUCUGAAUGCUGAACGAAUUUAUCUUUUUAUUUUAAAGGCCCAUAACUUUGAUGGAAAAGUUUUUAAAAUCUGGAGAAGUCAUUUUCUCUCAGAAGCCUCUAUUGCUCUUUUGCAUGAUAGCUUUUGGUGGUGGUUUCUCCAUAAAUUUAAGCCUGACAGAGAAAGUCAAGAUUGCUUGUUUGAUAGAAUUUCAGAAAGUUAUGUGUCACUUUUCAUGAGCAUACCUCUAAGCCGAAAGGAUACAUUCUUUCAGGUGUAUCCUGAUUGUUUGGCACAAGCUAUCUAUGUAACAUUCCAGGAAGCAUUUCCAGAAUCCAGUAAUCUCUUUAAUGAUGAAUUUAAAGAAGAUCUAGGGAAUAAUAUUUUUCUUUGGUUGUCAGGUUUACCGCCUCAAAAAGGAUUUUGGACCCACUGGAAACUAAAAGAACUCUCCACAACAACCAUUCAUGGUAGCAAGAAAAUGCCUUCAAAAUCUAUAAAGGACAUAAUUGCGAGAAAUCAAGAACACCUAUCAGCUUCUAUAGACUUCAAUAUAACGAAAAUUUUACAGAACCCAAAAGCAUAUACAACGCCUGCAUUCAAGGAAGAAUCAAGAUCAUCAAAACUACCAACAAAGUCCCAUUAUAUCAGUAGCGGUCCAGAGUUUAACCGCGUUCUCUUCGAUUUUGGAGGUCAGAGUCCACUGAUUUUAUAUUAUCUUAAGAUGCAUGAAGUAGCUGGUAUUUCCAAAGCCCCUAGACAAGUCAGGAUUAAGCUCACUGAAAUACUGAAAGAACCACCACCUGCACCAACUUAUCGUGAUAUUAUAAAGGAAGCAAAAAGACAAUUUGCAAAAAACCGAAAGGAUUUUAGAAUAGAAAACCGCGUAAUUAAUGAAGAAAUAAAACUCCUAAGACAGCGACAGGAAAAAGUUGACAAGGAAUUUCAUAGACUCCAAGCAAAGGCUACCAAGAAACCCUGUGAAGUUAAGAAUGAUUUUGAGAAUUUCCUGCAUCAACUACGUUUUGAAGCUCUAACUGAGAGAGAAUUUCUGGCAUCACUGUCGUCAUCAUCAUCAUCAACAGAAGACUACAACCCUGAGGAAGAAGAAAGCCAGGAGAAAUCAGAAGUAAACUGUAUUUAAGAAUGUAUGUUUAAUU
Dama dama (fallow deer) is the source of this 1829-nucleotide messenger RNA. It is a transcript of the gene FAM227B, whose product is annotated as family with sequence similarity 227 member B. NCBI's taxonomy places the organism in Eukaryota, Metazoa, Chordata, Mammalia, Artiodactyla, Cervidae. The transcript has 17 exons. The record is from RefSeq and is a predicted model, not a curated record. Bases 206 to 1813 code for a protein of 535 amino acids.